Dunckerocampus dactyliophorus (ringed pipefish) is the source of this 3730-nucleotide messenger RNA. RefSeq names its product histone deacetylase 9b (gene hdac9b). Gene Ontology annotation, cellular component: histone deacetylase complex. Gene Ontology annotation, molecular function: histone deacetylase activity. The transcript has 11 exons. The record is from RefSeq and is a predicted model, not a curated record. Lineage: Eukaryota; Metazoa; Chordata; Actinopteri; Syngnathiformes; Syngnathidae. Bases 293 to 2212 code for a protein of 639 amino acids. Gene Ontology annotation, biological process: chromatin organization.
AGCUUGCAUCACUCCCUUUUGCGAGGUGCUCAGUGCACAGUACACACGGCUUUGCCAGGCAACUCUGCUUCACAUUUGCAGGUUCCCUUCUGACACUUUGCCGAGAAGGGAAGGCAGGCAUAGGAAGGCAGAUACACUGCUGGCUGAAAGCAAACAGUCCUUGCAGAGAGAGUGUGCGCUUGCUUUCCAGUGAGAGUGGUGUCUCAGAGGAGUGGCGGUUGCUUCCCCAGGUGGCUGUAGGGGUGGCUUUUUCGGUCACGGCGUGCAAUGCGACCUGAGCGCUAAGUGGAGUAUGCUGCAGACGAUUUACGAGGCCGAGUCAAGUUUCUCCACAACAGACGGUAGCGUUGGAGCCCAGCCGCUACCCAACCAGAGCGGGAUGCACAACGUGAACAGCUCAGUGGAGAUAAAGUCAGACGUACCGCUGGCCGUGGAACCUCUAUCGCCAUUGGACCUGCGCACAGACCUGAGGAUGCUGGGGCCAGGCUCAGACCCGGGGCUCUGGGAGAGGCAGCUGCAGCAGGAGCUCCUGCUCAUCCAGAAGCAGCAGCAGAUCCAGAAGCAGCUACUCAUCAGCGAGUUCCAGAAGCAGCAUGAGAAGUUGACCCGUCAGCACCAAGUUCAGCUCCAGGAGCACCUCAAGCUUCAACAGGAGCUCCAGGCCAUGAAACAGCAGCAGGAACUUGCAGAGAAGGAGCGGCGUCUGGAGCAACAGCAGCAGCAGCAGCAGCAGCAGCAGCAGCAGCAGCAGAAUCAUCAGCUCCUACAGAACCAGCAGGAGAAAGAGCUAGAAAGGCAUCGGCGAGAGCAGCACAUCUCCAGUUUGAGCCUCCGGGCCAAAGAGCGCGCUAGAGAGAGUCUGGCAGGUGCAGUGGCCAGUACAGAGGUGAAGCAGAAACUCCAAGAGUUUCUGUUGAGCAAAUCAGCAAAGGACCCUGCCAGCAAUGGCGUCAAUCAUUCAUUCAUUCACCACCCCAAGCUCUGGUACAGGUCCUCCCAUCACACAUCCCUGGACCAAAGCUCUCCGCCUCUGGGUGGCACGUCCCCUACCUGCCACUAUACUCUGCCAUCACCCAUAGACAGCAAGGACGACUUCCCCUUGAGGAAGACAGCCUCUGAGCCCAACCUGAAGGUGCGGUCCAGACUGAAACAGAAAGUCGCCGAGAGGAGGAGCAGCCCCAUGCUCAAGAGGAGAGACGGCAACCUCAUGACGCCUUACAAGAAAAGGGCGCUAGAGCUAAUGGAUUCUACGCCCACAAACAGUGCCCCUGGCUCGGGCCCCAGCUCCCCCAUAGGGGCCUCCAGUGCCUUGGGGGCUGAAAACGGACCCUCCUCUUUGCCUACUACCACAAAAACUGAGAGAUGGCCUUCACAGCCAAGAUUAUUCCGACCCGAGAGCUCCAUGUCCGUUUUGAGUUUGUACACGUCUCCAUCCCUACCCAAUAUAUCUUUGGGGCUUUCCACUGCAUCUUCUCCUAUGAAUGUGGCAAUGGGUUUGAAGGACAGAUCAGCAGAAAUAAAGCAUGGACUUCCCGGGCAUCUCCUGGGUCCUGUUCCCCUUCACACCGGUCUAGAGUCCAAAGUGAGCUCCAGUCACCAGGCUCUGCUCCAACACCUCCUCCAGAAGGAGCAGAUGAGGCAGCAGAAGAUGCUUUCGACUGGUCCAGGCUCCUUGUCAUCCCACCCUCCGUCCCCUUUGGCCAUGAAGGAUCGCCCUUCCAGCAGUCGCCCUAAACUACCCAAACAUCGGCCCCUGAACAGGACCCAGUCUGCGCCCCUCCCCCAGAACACACUGGCCCAACUGGUCAUCCAGCAGCAACACCAGCACUUCCUGGAGAAACAGAAACAAUACCAGCAGCAGGUCCAUAUAAAUAAGCUGUUGUCCAAGUCUAUUGAGCAGUUACGUCAGCCCAGCACACACCUGCAGGAGUCUGAAGAGGAGCAGGAGGAGCAAAACAGUGAGCAGACGGAGCGCAUGCAGGAGGACAGGCUGCCCCCCGGAGGAGUCAUCCGGAAGCACACGCUCAGCAGCAGCAGCAGCAGCGGCAGCUCCAGCAUGGAGCUCUCCGAAGCGCACUACGGGGUCAUCAAGGUUAAGGAGGAGCCGGUGGACAGUGAGGACGAGGCUUUGGCAAGUCAGAGCUUAGAGGCAGAGAGGAGCACCUAUCUUCACCAGGUCAAAGGGAGACUGGUGAUAAGAGCCAUGAUCUGAGGAGGACCGUGAAGAGGUCACACACUCCGACAUUCGCAGAUAAACAUCACAUCCCUGUAGUGUAUACACACACACACAUACACACAUUGCACUGUAGGCUGUCUUUGUCAUGCAACAACAAAUGAUCCCUUUUCCAUCAGUUGCUGUCUCGCUCAUCACCCCCUUUGAGACUCCAUGAUCCUGGUCGAGUGCGCUCUGUUCAAGACGCUACAUUUUUAUGUAAAUAAUACAAAGACAAACGAGCUGCUUAUGGUUGUUGGAGUCUGCUCAAGUGACAGAAAAUGAUGUACAUGCUCUGCGUACAUAUAUUGUGGAUUUAGCAUCAGUAGUGCAUCUCCAGAGGACAGGUUAAACAGGUGCACAGUGUGGAUGAGCCAACGUGUGCUCCCUUUGUGCACAUUCUCACCACCGAUUGCUCCUCACUGAAAGUGAUCAUGAAUCCUUACAGUGUGUUUAGGCAGGAAAAAAACCCUACCUACUGUGUUGUUCUGGAAAAUCUACAUUGAUGUUCCAUGUUAAGGGGUGAACAUCUGUCUUAGCGUGAAUGUACAAUGUAAAUCCUGACAGAAGACCUUCCCCUGUGUGGAGCGAUGUUGCCAUUGGAAUAUGCUCCACUGCUCAGAUUGCAGUUUUAAGGAUAACGCAGUAAACCCUGACUCGGGUACACAUGCAUCACCCAACACGUCCCCAGCUCUCUGUCUGUCUCUGUCUCUUGGAGUGCUCUCAGAGCCAGGACCCUGUGUUAGCUGAGCUCUCCUCCCUGCGGGUCCAAUUCAAAAAGCUCCUGCCCAGCUUUCAGCAGAGGAGUCAGACAGAGAGUGAGAGAGGGCUGGGCAGGAAAUGCCUUCUAGAAGCCAGGAGUUGGAGUGAUUCAUGUGUGUAGGAAUGUUUGCGAGAGAGGAGGGCCUUGGCUGGGAUGAGUCCAAGGGGCCAGGCUUCACAAUUGAUUUACUGUCAAGGCGAAUUACAAAGUGAGUGGGGAUACGGUCAAGGGAGUCCUAUAUAUGGGAGAUGGCUUCCUCUGUGUUCCCCAGUGGCAUGCGUACCUCAACAUGCAGGUUUGUUUGAUGUAAUGUCAAUUGAAGAGAAAAAAAACCCUUGGACGGGACCUUGAUUUUUCUUUUGUUUUUCAUGUCCCCUGAAAGUGCCCAUUGCGACAUGUAUAGUCUGUCUUAAAGUGAUCAGUCAAAUGUAUUGGAUAGCUGUAAACUUACUGUUUCAUUCGUACCGUCAACAAUGUGUAAAACUGCUUGUGAGUGUUUUUGAUUCAUUUGAACUGUCUUGUCUUAUUAUCAAGUGUACAAUUCACACUGUCGGGGUUUAAUGUGCUAGGUUAAGUAAACGCCAUCAGAACAAUGUGAGUCCUGUUCUUUGAUUUGAUUGUGCCGAGAAAUCCUGCACUUUUUAAAGAUGGAUGAGGGUGGGGGGAGACAGUCCUAGAAGUCUGUUCAUCGCAGUUUGCUUUUUUUUUUUUUGGCCUUGUGUGACACACUUUUUAAAAAAAAAUAAAGUUAAUUU